This is a messenger RNA of Microtus ochrogaster (prairie vole), 1206 nucleotides long. RefSeq names its product linker for activation of T cells (gene Lat). Gene Ontology annotation, cellular component: membrane; immunological synapse. The record is from RefSeq and is a predicted model, not a curated record. Lineage: Eukaryota; Metazoa; Chordata; Mammalia; Rodentia; Cricetidae. Gene Ontology annotation, molecular function: protein kinase binding. The transcript is spliced from 5 exons. Bases 613 to 837 code for a protein of 74 amino acids. Gene Ontology annotation, biological process: intracellular signal transduction; immune response; positive regulation of protein kinase activity.
ACCAGCCCCUCAACAACUGACACUUCAUAUCCUUUUGUUGCUUCCUACCCACCCCUGGUGCAGCCAGACCUGUGAGUACCCCUCAGCUCCCUCCCUCUGAUCCACUGUGCCUCCUCACCUUCUAGGAUGGGGGGUGGGGUGACUUUUUUCCUGUUGUAAUGCCUCUUACCCUCAGAGUCCUAUCUAGAACUUUUCCCUGACCUUUGACUUCCAGGAGAUCCCCACAGCCCUUUGGGGGUUGCCAGCAGGAUUCAAAUGAUGGUAAGGGGGUAAAGGGCUAGAGGGCUGGGGAGAGGGCGUGCAGCCUGCACUGACUCCAUCUUCCUCUCCCUCUCUUUGAAGUCAACAGUGUGGCGAGCUACGAGAACCAGGGUGGGUCUAGGGUCUGGGGCACUGGGUGGGGUGGGGGAGGCUGGGUCUGUCCCAGGUCAUGUUGACUUCUCGUUCCUCACAGAGCCAACCUCUGAGAACGAGGAGGACGAGGAGGACGAGGAGGACUACCCCAAUGAGGGCUACCUAGAAGUGCUUCCUGACAGCACCCCUGCCACCAUUCCCGUCGUCUCCUCUGCUCCUGUGCCCAGCAACCCUGGCCUCCGGGACAGCGCCUUCUCCAUGGAGUCGGGUGAAGACUACGUGAAUGUUCCUGAGAGUGAGGACAGUGCAGAAGCAUCUCUGGAUGGGAGCCGGGAAUAUGUCAAUGUGUCCCAGGAGCUGCAGCCAGUGAGCGGUGCUGAGCAGGCCACUGUGACCUCCCAGGAAGUGGAAGAUGAAGGAGAAGAGGAAGGAGUGGAGGGAGAAGAAGCUCCCGAUUAUGAGAACCUGCAGGAACUUCACUGAGAGCCUGGUGAGCAGGUCUUCUGGCCAGGACCGCUUCCUGGCCACCUCCAGCUGUUAGGCACAUCUGGCUCUGGAUACCUGAGUGGUUUCAUGACUCGGUGACUCUGCCUUUGCUGUCUCCCCUGCCCUGUUGUGUUCCAGCUGCAGCCAUCUGUCCUGGAACUAGCCUUGCUGGGAGGGUGGAACUGGGCAGCUGGGAGUGGCUCUAAAGGAAUCCCGUUUGACCUCUGCCUUGUCAACAACCUGAGAAUCUCUCCUAAUUUAUUGUUACUUUGGGGUCCAGUCUAUGUCCCCAGUAUUCUACACCUUUGAUGAAGCCUGAGAAUGAAUCUUGUUCCUGCCUGACUUUGUCAUGGAAUAAAGGCCCCU